Rhodotorula toruloides NP11 is the source of this 1317-nucleotide messenger RNA. RefSeq lists its product as uncharacterized. The record is from RefSeq and is a predicted model, not a curated record. NCBI's taxonomy places the organism in Eukaryota, Fungi, Basidiomycota, Microbotryomycetes, Sporidiobolales, Sporidiobolaceae. Bases 1 to 1317 code for a protein of 438 amino acids. The transcript is spliced from 3 exons.
AUGGCGAGGGAGACGACGUCCGAGGAGGUCUUUGAAGGGCUCGUCGAGGGGUAUCUCGCCAAUCUGGGGCCGACGAAGCGAGGGAAGGCUUUGAUCGACGGCACCCUCUUCGCCUUCAUCCUCGACACCCUCCGCGACCCCUCCGACACGACCCUCGGCGACUCUGGCGAGCGCUACUGGGCUCGCGCGCACUUCGAGUUCAUCCGUCCGCCUGGCGACGAGAACGGCGAAGUACUCGGCCCGAACGGCGACCCGCUCGUCCGCUAUUUCAGGAUCAAUCAGCGGACUCGCGCGAGGACGGCCGAGAAACCGGUGGCUCAGCGGCACGAGAUCUACGAGAUUGUCAAGGAAGCGCACGAGAGGACGAACCAUGGAGGACGCGACAAGACGUACAACGCCGUCAAGGCUGAGUGGUCGCACAUCCCGAAGGACCUCGUCACCGGUUUCAUCAAGCACUGUCCAGCGUGUUCCAACGACCGAGAAGCGGGUUCCAGCAAAGCGGCGAAAGGAAAGCAGGUCAAACUGCCCACAUUGAACUCGCUCAACCUGCCUUUGCCGCCUCCUCCAACUCCUUCGGCCAACACCGUCAAGCUUCGACCUCGCAAGGCGAACUCACGACCGGAAGAGGCGAAGGAGCGACAUGAGCCGCUCGGAAUGGCCGCCCUCCUCGUGGCCGCCAGCGCCCUCUCCUCCCCUCCGCUUCCCACUGACACGGCACAGGAUGAGCAGCUUUUCGGCUCGUCACUCCACUCGCACUCUCUUGUUGCGGGGGCACCGGAGCACCGCUGGUCCUCCUCUUCGACCUCGUCCUUGCUGCACUCGCCGCAGCAAUCGCCUUUUCGACCUAUGUCCCUCUUCGACCCGCUCAUCAAGUCUUCGACGUCGCUGCUCUCCGAGCCGCUCGAAACGUCGCCAACACUGAGUGCGCGACAGCUCACGCUCACUCCCGCCAGCUCGAACGACGGUUCGUCUGCCCAGGAAGGCCCUCUUCCCGUCCCUUGGCGGACUGGCGAAAGCCCGACCGACUUUGAUCCGAGCUUUUGGCUCAAUGACGAGCUCUGUGACGACGCUUGCGAUGUUUGGGGCGCGACCUCGCCUCAGGCCUUACCCGGCACAGGCGCAGCUGCAGACUCGACCUCCUCUCCCCUACAGACCGCUCCGUCUCGACCCAACAAGCGCCGCGCUUCUUCCUUCGACUGUUUUGUUUCUUCCUCUUCUGCAGAACGUACUGACGAGCACCUCUAUGGCGACGAGGCUUCCGACGCUCCGCCUACGAAGCGUCGCCGCGCUACUUGCUCUCCCUCUUACCUGCGCUAG